This is a messenger RNA of Chionomys nivalis (European snow vole), 780 nucleotides long. RefSeq names its product kallikrein related peptidase 11 (gene Klk11). The coding region runs from base 28 to 780 and encodes 250 amino acids. Lineage: Eukaryota; Metazoa; Chordata; Mammalia; Rodentia; Cricetidae. Gene Ontology annotation, molecular function: serine-type endopeptidase activity. The transcript has 5 exons. The record is from RefSeq and is a predicted model, not a curated record. Gene Ontology annotation, biological process: proteolysis.
GGAACCCAUCCUGCUCUGCUUCGGGCCAUGUCGAUUCUGCGGUUCAUCGCACUUGCUCUGGUGACAGGGCAUGUAGGGGGAGAGACGAGGAUCAUCAAGGGUUACGAGUGCACCCCUCAUUCCCAGCCAUGGCAGGUGGCCCUCUUUCAGAAGACACGACUUCUCUGUGGGGCAACCCUCAUCGCCCCCAAAUGGCUCCUGACAGCAGCCCACUGCCGCAAGCCCCAUUACCUGGUCCUCCUUGGAGAACACAAUCUGGAGAAGACGGAUGGCUAUGAGCAGAAGCGGAUGGCCACCGAGUCCUUCCCUCACCCCGGCUUCAAUAACAGCCUCCCUAACAAAGACCACCGGAACGACAUCAUGCUGGUGAAGAUGUCGUCUCCUGCCGUCCUUACCCGAGCUGUGCGGCCACUCACCCUGUCCUCACACUGCGUCACUGCGGGCACCAGCUGCCUCAUUUCUGGAUGGGGCACCACGUCCAGCCCCCAGUUGCGCCUGCCUCAUUCCUUGCGAUGUGCCAAUGUCUCCAUCAUCGAACACAAGGAGUGCGAGAGCGCCUACCCGGGCAACAUCACAGAGACCAUGCUGUGUGCCAGUGUUCGGAAGGAGGGCAAGGACUCCUGCCAGGGCGACUCUGGAGGCCCUCUGGUCUGUAAUGGAUCUCUUCAAGGCAUCAUCUCCUGGGGUCAGGACCCGUGUGCAGUCACCAGAAAGCCUGGUGUCUAUACAAAAGUCUGCAAAUAUAUUGACUGGAUCCACGAGACUAUGAGAAACAACUAA